AUGUUUCGUUUAGGUGCCACUCAAGUUGCCCGUACUGCCGGUGCAAGAAACUAUGCCACUUUACGUGAAAUUGAAAUGCGUCUUAAGUCCAUUAAGAACAUUGAAAAGAUCACCAACACCAUGAAGGUUGUUGCUUCCACCAGAUUAAACAGAGCUCAAAGAGCCAUGCAAGCUUCUCGUGUUUUCAACAAAUCCGAUUCUGAAUUCAUUGCCAAUGCUGAACCAGAAGUUGCUGAAGGUGAAAAGACUUUAUUAAUUGUUGUUUCAUCUGACAAAGGUUUAUGUGGUUCUAUUCAUUCUCAAGUUUCUAAAUCUGCUAGAAGAAGAAUUGAAGAAUUACAACGUAAUGUUGAUAUUGUUACUGUUGGUGAUAAAGUCAAGCUUCAAUUAUUAAGAACUCAUGCCGAUAAAUUGAAAUUAUCUUUCAAUGGUGUUGGUAAAGAAGCUCCAAACUUUACUGAAGUUUCUUUAAUGGUUGAUGAAAUCGCCAAGUUGGGUAAAUAUGAAAAUAUUGAAAUUUUGUACAAUAAAUUCGUUUCUGGUGUUUCUUUUGAACCUUCCAAAUUCGGAGUUUUUGCUGCUGAAGCAAUUGAAAAAGCUCAAGGUUUAAAUAAAUAUGAUUUGGAAUCUGAAGAUACUGCUUCCACCGUUGCUGAAUUCUCUUUGGCUAACAAUUUAUUAUCUGCUAUGGCUGAAGGUUAUGCUUCCGAAGUUUCUGCUAGAAGAAAUGCUAUGGAUAACGCUACCAAGAAUGCUGGGGAUAUGAUCAACUCUUAUACUAUCUUGUAUAACAGAUCCAGACAAGCUGUCAUUACUAAUGAAUUAGUCGAUAUUAUUACCGGUGCUUCUUCAUUAGAUUAG
This is a messenger RNA of Hemisphaericaspora subhashii, 861 nucleotides long. It is a transcript of the gene ATP3, whose product is annotated as F1F0 ATP synthase subunit gamma. The record is from RefSeq and is a predicted model, not a curated record. The transcript is spliced from 2 exons. Gene Ontology annotation, biological process: proton motive force-driven ATP synthesis. The coding region runs from base 1 to 861 and encodes 286 amino acids. Gene Ontology annotation, molecular function: proton-transporting ATP synthase activity, rotational mechanism. NCBI's taxonomy places the organism in Eukaryota, Fungi, Ascomycota, Pichiomycetes, Serinales, Debaryomycetaceae.